Symbiodinium sp. CCMP2592 is the source of this 771-nucleotide messenger RNA. The record is from the annotation of a GenBank genome assembly. NCBI's taxonomy places the organism in Eukaryota, Dinophyceae, Suessiales, Symbiodiniaceae.
AUGACCUCAAACAGGGAGCCGCUUGUGUACACACUCGUCCUCAUCCGUCACGGCCAGAGUACUUGGAACAAAGAGAACCGCUUCACGGGCUGGAAAGAUGUCCCGCUCAGCGAGCAAGGUCAUGAUGAAGCAACUGAGGCAGGCAAACUGCUUGCUCAGGAAGGGUUCAGCUUUGAUCUUGCGUACACCUCCGUGCUCAAACGAGCAAUCGGCACGCUCUGGCAUGUACUCGAAGAGAUGGACCUCAUGUGGCUCCCAGUGACCAGAGCUUGGCAGCUCAACGAGCGUCAUUACGGAGCGCUCCAGGGACUCAACAAGUCCGAAACCGCCGAGAAGCACGGCGAGGACCAGGUCAAGAUCUGGCGCCGAUCCUACGACACGCCACCACCAGCUCUUGAAACCUCGGAUGAACGCUGGCCUGGACAUGAUCGUCGUUACGCCGGACUCGAUCCCAAAGACAUUCCAACCACCGAGUGUUUGAAAGAUACCGUCGAACGCGUGAUCCCUUACUGGAAUAACGAGAUCGCUCCGAAGAUCAAGGAUGGCAAACGACUCAUCAUCGCAGCGCACGGCAACUCUUUGCGUGCACUUGUGAAGUACCUCGAUGGGAUCUCUGACGAAGAGAUCGUCGGAGUCAACAUCCCGACAGGAAUGCCUCUGGUCUAUGAACUGGAUGCUGAACUGAAACCGAUUUCAAAGAGAUACCUCGGCGAUGCGGAAGCUGUGGAAGCCGCGAUGGCUGCUGUUGCCGCUCAAGGCAAAGCGAAGUAA